This is a messenger RNA of Yamadazyma jaroonii, 585 nucleotides long. The record is from the annotation of a GenBank genome assembly. Lineage: Eukaryota; Fungi; Ascomycota; Pichiomycetes; Serinales; Debaryomycetaceae.
AUGAAGAGAUCAUUUCUAGAACGGGAAAACAUAAUAUCUCCUCCAUUAUCACCAAACAAGUCCCACAAUAAUGGAGAAAAACGCGUUCCUAAUGAUAUUAUACCUUUGAAUCAAUCAAAAUCUGUUGCAUUACUGGCCUUAAUGUUACUAAAUGAAUUAUCUUAUAAUGAUGAUGAGAUGAUCGAUGACUUGAUUAUCGAUAAGCCAGUUAAAGUUGUUAUCUUCCUUGAUGCACAGGGUAAACAAUUUAUAGAUUUUUUCCAAAAUCAAAUGCCCGAUGAAUUAAAAGUGCUGGUCAUUUUUGUAUCUCAUGGUUUGAAAGAAGACCAAAUAACUAAUCAUCAACUUCAAAAUAGCAUACUUGUAAAUAAUUCCCAAUGUACCCAUUUAACCAAAGCAUUCAAAUUAUUACAUCCUUUAGGUGGAGGAGUUUAUCCAUUAAACUAUUUAACUAUUAUAUCUAAUGGCUUAAUUAGAGUCAAAAUUCCAAUAAGAUUAAGUCAGUAUAAUUCUCAUGAAAAAUUCGGAGCUUCUAUAGAUGAUAUUGGUAGUUUAUUAUAUGAACUUCUUCCAUUUUUAUAUUAA